AUGGCCAUGCUAUCACAAAAUGAAAUAAUUAGUAGAACCAAAACGUCAGUUCUCGCUCUUGAAUCAUUGAAGAAUGAACAAGCUCUAGCUCUCGAUGGACUUAAGGCUCAGAUCUCCUCAGCUGAACUUGACAAGAUUGAAAAGGAAUUUAUAGAAGAAAAAACUCCCCCGCUCUCAAGUUUACUUGAUCGAAUACAAUGCAGCAUUGAUGAAGCUGGGGCAGAAAAGCAAAAAUUAAAGUAUCAGGGACGUAGGCUAUAUCAAGAGAAUGUUUGGUUAAGAGACGAGCUUACUAAAAGCCAUGAAGAGUUUCGCUUAAGCGAGCAAAAAGUGGUCCUUCUUGAAUCCCAGGUUAAGCAGCUGGAAUUCACUGCUGAAAUGCGUAAAUACGAUGUCCCAGAGUCUGCUGAUUCUACUGCUCCCGGUGAUGGUAGUGGAGAAGGAAACGAAAAGACUGCUGCUGAU
Molecule: messenger RNA, 465 nt
Organism: Protopolystoma xenopodis
Lineage: Eukaryota; Metazoa; Platyhelminthes; Monogenea; Polystomatidea; Polystomatidae
Source: the annotation of a GenBank genome assembly